AGACUGUCCAUUUGGUACACGCUCGUGACGGUCGUCUUCCGCUGCCCGUCAUCGCCCAAACAGCUCACCAAAGACUCACCAAACGUGUGCGAGCCUUACUUCCAGCUGAGAGACUUUGCGCUCCCUCACCUCGAACCCUACUACAAUGCCUAUGCCGCUCCCUACGUUCAACAAGCCCGGCCCUACUUUGACCGCGUCAAGGACCAAGCCUACGUUCCCGCCGCUGCCUUUGCUCAAAAGCACGGUGCUCCUCGUCUCGCGCAAGCUCAAGAGUACGCGACCAAGGAGUGGAAGCGAUCCGUUCACCCUCAGCUCGACGUCGCCCGCAAACACGCUCUAAAGCAAUACGAAUCCACCCUGGGUCCCCACGUCCAGAAGGUCCAAGACGCCGUUUCCCCUUACUACACCACUGUCAAGGCUUCGGCAUCUGACUUUUACGAGCUUGAGCUGUUGCCCGCUUACAAACACACUGCUCCUUAUGCCAAGAAGUUCUAUGGUCAUGCCCACCGUUUCUCCGUCAACACCGCUCUGCCAUACGCGCGUUGGGGCACCGAUCUGACCUUUGCCUUUAUCAGCAGACAGGUCUGGCCCAGGAUUCAAGUUCUCUAUGGAGAGAACGUCGAGCCUCAAAUCUUCAAGAUCAGCCAGAGAUUGGGACGUUACCGCGAUGAGAAGAAGAUCGAAGCUGCUAUUGAAUCUGCCGAGAGCUCCGCCUCUUCCUCGUCCUCUUCGCUCUCGUCGGUCGCGUCUGUCUCUUCUACUGUUGCUACCAGCUCCCCCACUGCUGUCGUUUCUAGCGCCAGUUCUGUUGUUGAAUCCAUCUUGACCAAGGCAUCUAGUGCUGUCGUGGCCUCGCCGUCAAUGGCUUCUACCGAAGACGCACCCAGUGCUGCCGAACAAUUCACUCAGGACUUGAAGGUCUGGGAAGAGCAUGUUUCCAUUGCUGUGCGCGAGGGUCUGGACCAUCUACGCGAGCGUAUCCAAGAGAUCUGUGAUCGCCAGGUCGAGACCCAGACUAACGGUGUCGGUGAAGCUCUGAUCAUACAGCUCGGGGAGAGCUCCUCGUCGGCUUUCAGAAGCUUGAAGGCCAAGGUCGAGAGUGUCAUCGAGCAUCUUCCUGAAGAGGCUUCAGAGUCCGACAUGUCAGCUGCUCAAGAUACCAUCAACAAGGAGGUCAAGAAGGCUGGUCUGACUAUCAAGCAGAAGGCUCAGAAUGUUCGCGAUUGGAAGCAGACCUUUGACAAGGACAUCACUCAUCUUAUCGAGGCUGCCGCUAACUCGACACUCGAGACCAUUGACAACAUCCGUGAUCUACGUCUGCAGGAGAUUGGCAGGCGCUGGGCUUCCAACGCUGCCAUCACUCACAGAGAUUGGACCAAAUACAACGACCUCAAGAAGGCUUCAAGCAAGGGUCGCGAUGAGGUCGCCGCCCUUGCAACUUCCAAGGAACUCGCUGAGGCCAAGGACGGUGCUCGCCAGAUCGAGGAGAGAGCUAUGGCCGUUGCUGAAGAUGCUGCCAAGGAACUGACCAGACUGAAGGGUGUCUCUCAAUGGAAACUGGAAGCUAGAGAUUCUUCGGACGAUUUCAACACAAAAUAUGCACCAGCCGCUGCCGCUUGGGCUAAGAAGCAAGUUGUCGACAAGAUUGCUGAUGCCAAAGAGGCAAUCGCUGGAAGCUCUCAAGGUACGGUCGAGUCAGCCACCUCGGUUUUCACUGGCUCUGUCGAAAGUGCCGCUUCCAAAGUGUCUGAGAAAAUCGUUGGUUCUGAACAACCCACAAUUCAGAGUAUCGCCUCUGUUGUUUCUGAAAACGCUAAGAGCGCGGCGACUGUUGCUUCCGAGUCUGUUCUGGGCACACAACCCGGCGUCGCAAAACAGGCUGUCACCAAGGUAUCUGAGGCCAUGGCAAAGAGCUUGAGAGCUGCAAAGUCCAGCGUCUCAUCUGCUGCUAGUGGUGUUUCUUCUAGUGUCGCUUCAGUCGUGUCAAGUGUUUCAGCUCCCUCGAUCGUCUCCGAAGCGUCCUCAAGUGCCAGUUUUGUUGCUCAGCAGGGAGCUUCGAGUGCAUCAUCAGUAGCCUCUCAGGUGUCGGAGUCGGUCUCAGUCGCCUCGGAGAAGGCCUCAAAGAAGGUCUGGGGCGGAGCUAUGGCUCAAGCAGUACCUUCUGCGCAUUCGAUUGUUCUUGACGAUGAUGUUGUCGAUGAUGAGGACACGUACUCCAAGAAGCUGCAGGACAUGUUCGGAAAGGCUGGCGACCAACUCACCCGUGCCGUACAAGAUGCAAUGAAGCCUGCACCUACCCAAGGUAGCAUCGAAUCGGUUACAUCUCUUGCCAGCGAGCAAUAUGAGAAGGCUCUAUCUGCCGCAAGCAGUGUCAUAUAUGGCACUGAACAGGGUGUUGGGGAGUCUCUGUCAAGCGUUGCGAGCGACAGAUACGCAUCCGCAGUGUCUGCCGCGUCCAGCGCCAUUUAUGGAGCACCCGUCCCUGCCACCAAAUCGAUUGCAUCACAAGCCGCUUCGAUUGCAGCUUCCAUCACUGCUAGCGCUAGUAGCACCGGAGACUCUUUCCAAUCUCAGGCAAGCUCCCUAUACACUGAAGCUCAGUCCGCUUACUCCAACUCUAUCGCCGAUCCUGUGCAGUCUGCACUCUCUUCCAUCUCUUCGAUCGCGUCUUCAAGACUGCAAGAAGGUCUCUCAUCAGCAAGUGCCCAAUUCGAAAGCGCCAAGGUUGCUGUCGGAGCCUCACCUACCCCAGUCCAGCAAGGAGUCCUUACAGAUGCGCAGCGCAGAUACUACGAAAUGGUCGGAUACGCUUAUGACCGCUACUCGGCCUUCGAAUCUGCUGGAAGAGACAUGGUUCGCCCCACUCCGACUUCUGGUGCAUCAUCAUAUCUUGUUAUUGCUUCUUCUAAGGCUAGUGAGGCUGUUUACGGUACUCAGCCUGCCAUGUACGAGAAGCUUCUUGCUUCUGCUCAAAGCCAGUAUGAUGCGGCUUAUAGCGGCGCAAGCUCCAAUUUGAACAACAUUCUCGAUUCUGCAAGCUCUACUGCCGGGCCCGCUUUCGACACUGCUUUCGAACAGUACGAGUCAGCAGUCUCGGCUGCUGGUGAGCAGUACUCAAGCGCAAGUGUCAAGGCAAGCGAAGCAAUCUUUGGAACUUCAACAGGCUCAGUCGAAUCGAUUGCCAGUGCUGCCAGUACCGCAAUCUAUGGUAGCGAAACUCCCUGGACGGAAGCUGCAGCUUCGCAAGCCAGUGAGAAUUGGGAAUUGCUGGUCUCCAAGGCCAGUGAGCAGGUUUACGGUUCCCCCACACCCUUCUUCUCUCAAGCCAGCGGAUACGCUUCUCAGGCUACUGUCGCCGUCGUUGAGCAGUAUGCUGCAGUUUCGGCUCUCUUUGACGAGCUGGUCAAUGGCCGUGAACCGGAAUUCACCGAGAGUGUUUGGAACCGUCUCCAAUCUGCCUAUUCGACCGGUGCACCAGCCAUUGUAUCGAGUGCAUCGAGUUACGCCCAGGAUGCUUACGCUAGCGCAUCUUCGUUCUAUGAAACUACAUUUACGCCACCCCCAACAGUCGAAGCUCUCCUGGAUAACGUCAAUGAGCAGAUCAAUUCUGCAGUCGAGGCUGUCUCUGCUCAGGUCUACGGUACUACAAAGGGCAAUGUUGAGCAGAUGACCGAAGCUGUCGGUAGCGCGUACAGCGAUGUCGCAUCUCGAGCUAGCGAGGCCGUGUAUGGAACCACUACCGGUUAUGCCGAAGCGGCGCAGAGUCAAAUCUCGGACGCUGCUUCGUCCGCUCAGCAAGCUAUCAGCGAAGCUUUGUUUGGUACACCUUCGACUGCAGGCGCGGCCAGCAUCUACACGUCGAUUGCAUCGGUUGCGUCGGAGAAUCGCGACGCUGUUGUGUCCAAGGCAGUUGAGCAGUACGAGGCUGCUACAUCGGCCGCCAGCAGUGCCAUCUACGGAUCAGAAAAGGGUGCUUUCGAAUCGGCUCAGAGCAGAUUGAGCGUUGCAAUGGCUAGUGCAUCUAGCAGAUUGGCCGAGUUUGGCGAGACGGCAAGCAAAGCCACGGACGAGUCGGUAUCAAAGGUUGUUGAAGUGGCCCAAGAGGCAGCAUCUUCAGCAAGCAGCAUGGCCGAGUCGGUCACUAGCAGAGUCAGAGAUGAGCUCUGA
Molecule: messenger RNA, 4167 nt
Organism: Aureobasidium subglaciale EXF-2481
Lineage: Eukaryota; Fungi; Ascomycota; Dothideomycetes; Dothideales; Saccotheciaceae
Exons: 4
Biological process (GO): protein transport
Source: RefSeq, a predicted model, not a curated record